This is a messenger RNA of Centropristis striata (black sea bass), 7256 nucleotides long. It is a transcript of the gene ube2o, whose product is annotated as ubiquitin-conjugating enzyme E2O. The transcript has 23 exons. The record is from RefSeq and is a predicted model, not a curated record. Bases 21 to 4175 code for a protein of 1384 amino acids. NCBI's taxonomy places the organism in Eukaryota, Metazoa, Chordata, Actinopteri, Perciformes, Serranidae.
ACUCCCUGACAACAGCAGCGAUGGCGGAGCCCGCAGCAUCGGAUGCGGCGGCAGAAACAGCAGCAUCCACGACCCCGGGUCUCUCUCCCGCAGCCAGCCCGGGCUCGGAGCCUCCAUCCAUGGCUCUGUCUCCCACCGCGGACGGCUCCCAGCGGCUGCUCUUCUCCCACGACCUGGUCUCCGGGCGGUAUCGCGGCUCAGUCCGGUUUGGCCUCGUACGGAUGAUCCACGGCGAGGAGGACUUUGACUCAGACUCGGACCUCGAUGAUGGCGGAGGGAGAGGCGGUGGUGGUGGCGGCGGAGGAGGAGGUGGCGGAGGAGGAGGAGGAGGACGAGUCCCGUGUGGUUCGGACACUGAGAGCGCUGUGGACACUCCGAGUCGGCCUCUCUGUAGGGGAUUUGUUCGCGUCCAGUGGUACCCUGAAGGAGGGAAGCAGGACAUCAGGGAGACAAAGCUGAAACUUGAAGAUCGAUCAAUCGUCAUUAGAGAUAUCGUGCGACGAAACAAUUCCAACGACAACCAGUGUGGUAUCGUGACCAACAUUGACAUCGAGUGUGCAGUGAAACUAGUGGGAACAAACUGCGUUCUGUAUCCAGUUAACAGCAAAGACCUGCAGCACAUCUGGUCUUUUAUGUAUGGUGACUACAUCGCCUACGACUUCUGGCUGGGGAAAGUGUACGACCUGACUAAUCACAUCAUCCUCAAGCUCUCCAACGGAGCCAGGUGCUCCAUGAGUGUGGAGGACGGUGCCAAGCUUUACGACGUCUGUCCACAUGUCAGUGACUCGGGUCUCUUCUUCGACGAGGCGUAUGGUUUCUACCCGGGCCAGGUCCUGAUUGGUCCGGCCAAAGUCUUCUCUAAUGUACAGUGGCUGUCAGGAGUCAAACCUGUCCUCAGCAGGAAGUGCAAGUUCAGGGUGGUGGUUGAAGAGGUGAAAGUGGUCGAACUGAAGGUGACGUGGAUCACAAAGAGCUACUCUCCCAAAGGUUCGGACAGCGUCUAUCCUCCUCCCUCCACCAUCACACAGGAAAAUCUUUGCAGGGUGAAGCGCCUAGGAUACUACGACCACACCCAGAGGCAGCUGGGAGAGAGGGCCCUGUAUGUUUUCCCCGCUAAGGGGGACGCCACGCGCAUCACCUGUGAAGGACCCGAGGGUGUCCCUGUCCUGCCCGAAGACCCUGUGGCCAGAAAUUUGAAAAGGAUGUUCAAGAAGGAAUUGAGGAAGAAGACAGAAAACGCCGACGCACAAGGGGAGCAUAAAUCAGAGCAGACAGACUCCUCUCAUCCCAACAACAACAACGGGCCCGUGGUUCCCAUCCAGAACCCUCCGGACUCCCAGAACACCAACGACACCUCGGCUGAACACGGGGAGCAGGACGCUGACGACGAGGCUGCAGAGGACACUGACGACACCAGCUCUCUGACGUCAUCGGCCAGCUCCACAGCCUCCUCUCAGAGCGGCGGCCUGGGAACCAACCGUAAGAAGAGCAUCCCGCUCUCCAUCCGUAACCUGAAGAGGAAGCACAAGAAGAAGAGGACCAAGUUUUCCCGCGAGUUCAAGCCUGGAGACCGGGUUGCAGUGGAAGUUGUAUCCACAAAGACGACAGCUGAUGUGAUGUGGAAGGACGGGCGGGUGGAAAAAGGGAUCAGAUCGAAUGACCUCAUCCCCAUCCAGCACCUCGACAGCCACGAGUUUUGUCCCGGGGACUUCGUAGUGGACAAGAGACCCCAAGCCCUCCAGGACCCGGGGGUGUACGGUGUGAUCCAGUCUGGUGAUCACAAGGGCAGAACAUGUGUCGUCAAGUGGAUCAAACUCAACUCCAGCAGCGACGAUGUUGAGGUUUUCGGUAUGGAGGAGGAUGUCAGCGUGUAUGACAUCGCAGAUCACCCAGAUUUCCACUUCCGCACCACUGACAUCGUCAUCAGAAUAUGGAACUCUGAGAACGGACACGACUGCGAAAAUGAGACGUCUGUCGGCCAGGUGUCCAGGGUGGAUGUGAGCAGCAAAGUGGAGGUGGUGUGGGCGGAUAACUCCAUGACCAUCGUCCUGCCACAGCACCUGUACAAUGUGGAGUCUGAGAUUGAGGAGACAGACUAUGACUCCGUGGAGGAGACCAGCAGUGUCCUGUCCACUGAGGAGUGGGAGGACGAGAGCGACAGCUGGGAGACAGAUAACGGCCUCACCACGGAGGACGACAGCCAUGUCAACAAUGCAGAUGCCACCGACACGGCGACCCCGACCCCCACGCCGACCAGCUCCGCAACGUUCAUCAUCCCCCCUCACGAGGGCAGCAAAGCCGGGGUCACCAGCCCGACGAAAGGAGCCCCCGGAGAGGAGGGAGAGGCGUCUGCAGCUGCUGCCAGUCCUGCUUCUGGAGGAGGAACGACUCCAGGAGCCGUCAACGGAGCCGAGAAGCCCAGUAAGGACGGUGCUUCUCGGGGCUUCAGGGAGUUAAAAGAGGCCCUGAAGAUCCUGGAGAGCCUGAAGAACAUGACUGUGGAGCAGCUCUGGACUGGCGGAUCUCCAACAUCCCCGACCUCUGCUGAACCCGCGUCUGCAACUAAUGUAGCAAGUUCGGUGACGCCCACUGCCCCGGAGAAGCCGACCAAGGAGAAGCGCUUCCUGGACGACAUCAAGAAGCUGCAGGAGAACCUGAGGAAGACGCUGGACAACGUGGCCAUCGUGGAGGAGGAGAAGAUGGAGGCUGUGGUGGAGGCAGGAGGGAGUGCAGGAGCAGGGACAGAGGUAGAGAGAGUUGGAGAGGAGAAGCCCCAGCAGGAGCCGCAGACUCCGGUGGGUGGAUGGCCCAGCGAAUGGUCCAGCGAGUUUCUCAGUGACACGCCGGUGCUGUGCCAACAGAGCGGGGGCAAACCUGGCGUCACCUUCACCAGCGCCAAGGGAGAGGUGUUCUCUGUGCUGGAGUGGGCACCAGACACACACUCAUUUAAUAAAAUGGAGUUUCAGCCAGCCGAGGCAAAGAAGUUCUUCAGCACAGUGAGGAAGGAAAUGGCUCUCCUUGCAACGUCACUGCCGGACGGCAUCAUGGUCAAAACAUUCGAAGAUCGCAUGGACCUGUUCUCAGCUCUGAUCAAGGGGCCGACUCGCACGCCCUACGAAGAUGGUCUGUUCCUGUUUGAUAUCCAGCUGCCAAACAUCUACCCAGCUGUGCCGCCUCUGUUUCGCUACCUGUCGCAGUGCAGCGGCCGCCUCAAUCCAAACCUCUACGACAACGGCAAGGUCUGCGUGAGCCUGCUGGGCACCUGGAUCGGCAAGGGCACUGAGAGAUGGACCAGCAAGUCCAGUCUGCUGCAAGUCCUCAUCUCCAUACAAGGCCUUAUCCUCGUCAAUGAGCCUUACUAUAACGAGGCAGGCUUCGACAGUGACCGAGGCCUACAGGAAGGAUACGAGAACAGCCGCUGCUACAAUGAGAUGGCUCUGAUCAAGAUGGUCCAGUCUAUGACGCAGCUCCUCCAGAACCCUGUCGAGGUCUUCAAACAGGAGAUCCAGGAGCACUUCGUCUCGAACGGCUGGCGGCUUGUCUACCGUCUGGAGGCGUGGCUUGAGCUGAACGACGGAGCUGAGAGGGGUCAGGCAGCACACAGGGCUCACCACUCAAAAGACCGACCUUCAUCUGUGGAACCUCUGGACGAGCAGGGGCCUGUGGCGGUGGCUCACAGCAGCCCCAGCAAGUCUGGGGAGGAGGGGGUGACAGGAGCAGGAGUUAGCAGUAUUAUGGAGGAGGAGCUGGAGGAUUCAGGGCUGAGUCCCUCCACGACAGCGGCCUCUCAGCAGGAGCUGAGCCAGAACUCAGACUGCGACAGCACCCAGGGGAGCACCUCUCUGGGUGGUGAGAACAGGGGCGGCUCCACGGUCUCUGUAGUCCGCAGCGGGACGUCAGAAUCAGGUGCAGCCACAGUUGGCGGGGGAGGAGCGGGCGUUGGCUCCACAGGAAGCCAGCCAGUGGUGCGACCAAAGAAACGGAGAAAGAGCUACCGGAGUUUCCUCCCAGAGGGCAGCGGCUACCCGGACAUCGGCUUCCCACUCUUCCCGCUCUCUAAGGGGUUUGUGAAGAGCGUUCGUGGUGUGCUGCUGCAGUACAGAGCUGCGCUGGCCGCCGCUGCCAUCACUGAGCACAUAGAGGACAAUGUCUCUACAGAUGAGUGUGAUGAAUAAAGAGGGGGUGGACCUCACAUGCGCUCGCCCGUUUGCACAAACCUAUGGGAGCAACCCCGUCACACAGGAACCCUCAUCAUGGACGCAGGUAAACACGCGGAGCUUUUACUGCAGGCUGUCAGAGCAGGACUUCAGUGGAGGUCGUCUGGAUGCAAGAAAAGGACUGACUGAGAUGAAAAAUCAGUGCCAUGAACCCUCCUCCACCUGCAGCAUCCAACGUACGGGUGGGGAUUUGUUGGAUAAACCACUCCGCCGUCUCAAUCAGCCUGAAAAAUGUAAAACAGACUUGUGAUCGUCGCUGCGUUUUUGCGUACGAGUUCAUGGCUGAAGAAACUCCAAAGCCUGGCUCUCCUGGUCGCUGGGCCUGACUGCGGCUAUCUGUAGCACUACUGAUGAUAUUAUCGUUGUACCAUCCUGCACUACUACAAACGAAUGGACAAUCUGGUCUGGGAGACGUGACGCCGUAUAAAUACACCGACCAGGAGGAUUCUUUUUAAAUCACUGGUUGUCUGCUUUCUGCCAAAUUCUCUUCACAAACACACACACACACACACACACACACACACAGAAUAUUCAAGUACUGAAUGUCAGUUAAACUGCCAACCACAAAAGCUUCACCACUUCUUCCACUUUACUGUACUUGCUGGUAUUUUCCUUCGCCAAUCACUCGCACUGAAACAUGCAGCAAACACCGAGUGACAAAGUUUACAUAGGAAUCACCUCUGGAAGGUUAGACUGCUGUAGCUGUUUGGUGCGUAGAGAAGCCAGCCAGGCACAUGACGACAGUUAAAUGAAAGUGUGUGUGUGUGUGUGUGUGUGUGUGUGUGUGCUCUAGUCAAAGCUUAACACAGCUGCAGCCUCUACAUACAAAAGUUCCAUUCACUUUCUGUAGAAUUUAGCAAAAGUUGUUCGAUCACCAAAAUGGAACUCGUGCUUUUGGUGUUUUGAUGCAUUUUAAGUCGUAUUACUCACGGAGGCUGAAGUGUAGGUUUUCAGAGCGGUGGAGCUUUACCCACAAUGCUCCACGGAGGUAAAGCCACAUUACAUGCAAAUGACACAAUUUAAAGAAUAAAUAGAAGAGAGAAAAACAUCCAUUCCUUCAUCUCAUGUCAACAUGUUGCCUUACUUGAAUUGUUCUUAAUAAUCUCAGAUCAUUGUGUACAGAGCUGCUUGUAUCAUGCUUUAGACAUUAACCUAUACAGGCCUAGACGCACACUAAAAACCACUAAAACCCCGUUCCAGUGUUUUCCUGCUUAAUAGUGCAGAUCUCUGAUCAGUUUAUCAGUUCUUUAAACAUUCUCACACUGCGGCCAUCGCUGUAUUCUGAUUUCUCCUCUCCAAAUUGCACGUACAGUUUAUUAAUAUCCAAAUACAAACUACAGUUAGUGUGAUGCUGGAGGUUUAAUAUUGGCUUCUUUACCUUUUUUUGCUUGAUUGUUUGUUAUUCCGUAUCUUCUCCGACUUGAAUCUUAUCCCAUGAAGACGACUUCUGACCCCACUGACAAGAAAUUUGCACAAAUUUCAGCAUGCAAGCAAAAUGUAAGGUGAUAGGUUGGAUUUUUUUAGUGGCAUUGUAUGAGGUUCUUAUCAAAAGGCAGUGUAUUACCUACCUACGACUAACUAUGGCUAAUAACCCCAUACAACCCCACUUUGAAAAAAUCCGAACUAUCCCUUUGAACUACUAUCACUCGUCUGUAAUCUUCUUUUCUUUCUCUUCAUUGCCUAUAUUCAGUCUGGAUGAAAGAAAUCAGGAUUUUAUUCACAAACAAACAAGGUUUUAUUUGCCAUAGAGUGCACUGCAAUUAACUGUGAAACAAACUCACCUUUGGGUCCAAUCGUGCUUCCUGGGAAAAUCAGAGCAGUCUUUGUUUACAUCUUUUUUUUAAAUAACUGCACCCCACCCUUAACAUAAUGCUCUUUUUUAUUUCAAGGUGAUUCUCAUUGUAAUAAUUAUUAUUAUUAUGAUUAUAAUACAGGUCAGACAAACCCCUUGUGCUUGCUAUAUUCUGUGAAAUAAACAAGAGAGCUGGCUGCUCUGUAUUUUACUUGAAAAAAGAUGCUGAAGAGUGUUUCUGAAUGAGAGAGCACAUUGUGCCAUUGUGAGACUAUUAUGAGUGAUUGCUGGGAGAGGAUAAAACCAAGAGCCAAGAGUUGUUGCAUUUUUAAGAGAUUCAAGAAAAUAAAGCUCAUUAAUGAGGGUAUUUUGUUUGCUUUGUCUUCCAUCCACCCCACGACUCUUAAACCCGGCAUUCCUGCACCAGAUGUGCAGCAUUUUGGCCUCUUCCUUGUAUUUGACUUCAUUAUUUCGUUGCCUUUAAUGUCACAGAGGAGGAUUUGUUUUCUUCUUCACUGGCUGCUGUAGCAUGUAGCCUUUUUUGCCCCCCCACCCCCCUCCACUUGCUGCUGUUUGUAAAAUGUCACCUUCACAAUUCUUCGAGUGUUUUCAACAGUUACAGCUCAGUCUGUAAACAUAAAGAGUAUGGAUUACUGAGUUAGGAGGUGACAUUACUGCUCCAUCUUCCUCAUUUGUCAUCGGUCACAGAAACAGAAAAUGUGAAGCUAUCUCGCUAGAUCUCGAAGCAAAAAUCUGGCAGGAUAUGAAGCACAUGAUGUAUAAUUUUCUGUGUAUGUGUAUAUUAUUCAAAUUUAAACCAUUAUUAUUAUUAUUAUUAUUAUUAUUACUAUUGUAAUUACUGCGAGAAGUUUGUUUUACAGCCAAAGCAUGUAACAUGUUGCUUUAAGCCUUUUGAACGGGCUACACACAAGACUUGACUGUACGAUGUCUACAUUUCCACAGUGGCCUGUUAUUGAUAUAUUAAAAAAAAGAACUAAUAAAGUUAUGAUUUGUAGCCUGAUUCCCUCUGUACAGAUGUCAUGACUAUACUGAUAUAUAUAUAAAUACAUACAGUAUAUAUUUAACACAAACCUGAGUUCUAACAAGUCACGUGGAUGCUUGGGGCAUAUAUGUACAAAAUGCUGAGUGUGUAUUGUACUUAUGAUUUUUCAUUUUUUUAAUGGUUUACUUUUGUUGCGUUACAACAACUGUAUAGUGAUGUAUUAAACUUUGCAAGCAGUACCAUA